AUGUUCUACCGCGAAAACAGUGAAUUCGAAUGGGUCCGUGGCCACUGCAAAGAAGCAGCUCGCAAAGCCUGGACGGUUCGUGAAGCCAAACUACACGACACGAGCAUUGCAGUUAUCACCAAGCAUCCGCGGAUGCUCAAUUGGACGUCCCCACACAAAUCUCUGAAUGAUAACACCAGCCUCUGCCAAGAUAUCAAACAGCAUGUUGCCAAACCUACGAAAUAG
This is a messenger RNA of Echinostoma caproni, 225 nucleotides long. Lineage: Eukaryota; Metazoa; Platyhelminthes; Trematoda; Plagiorchiida; Echinostomatidae. The record is from the annotation of a GenBank genome assembly.